AUGUACGACGUGGCAUCUGAACCAUCUCCUGAUUGCACGGAUAGUCCAUCCCACAUAGAUGGAAACAACAUCACCCUACUACAGGAGGACGAAGCAGGGGGCUUUCAAUUUUUGAAGGGAGGGGAAUGGAUGGACGUCAAACCCAUUCCUCACUCCCUCAUUGCAGUGGCAGGCGAUGGUUUUCAGGCAUGGAGUCAUGGCAGAGUUCUCAAUGUGAAACACCGUGUGAUGGUGAAAAAACAACAGUCUCGUCUGUCAAUGACCUUCUUUAAUGUAUUUCCAGAGGUGAUGGAGAUAAAAGCACCGCCAGAGCUUAUAGAUGAAGAGCACCCACAGCUUUACAGGUCAUUCCAGAAUAGGGAGUUUAUUCAGUACAUGAUGAAACACGCAAAAGAAAGGGACGACCAGCUCUUGAUGAUGUAUGUCGGCAUUCCUGCUCCAACUUCAUAG
Messenger RNA from Cryptomeria japonica (Japanese cedar), 450 nucleotides. Its product is annotated as 2-oxoglutarate-dependent dioxygenase DAO-like. The record is from RefSeq and is a predicted model, not a curated record. NCBI's taxonomy places the organism in Eukaryota, Viridiplantae, Streptophyta, Pinopsida, Cupressales, Cupressaceae. The coding region runs from base 1 to 450 and encodes 149 amino acids. Gene Ontology annotation, molecular function: dioxygenase activity. The transcript has 2 exons.